Messenger RNA from Trichoderma gamsii, 972 nucleotides. RefSeq lists its product as hypothetical. The record is from RefSeq and is a predicted model, not a curated record. Bases 1 to 972 code for a protein of 323 amino acids. Lineage: Eukaryota; Fungi; Ascomycota; Sordariomycetes; Hypocreales; Hypocreaceae. The transcript has 4 exons.
AUGUGGCCACCGAAACCGGCCUUUACAGAGCGUAAUUUGGACAGCUUGACUGAUAAAGUGUACAUUGUUACGGGAUCCAACACCGGCGUCGGCAAAGAGCUCGCGCAAAUCCUCUACUCCAAGAACGCAACUGUCUAUGUCGCAGCCCGUAGCCAGGCCAAAGCGACAGAGGCCAUCGACGCCAUUCGCACCGCUUGUCCUUCUUCGACUGGACGCCUCGAAUUCCUCGCCCUCGAUCUGUCCGACUUGGAGGCCGUCGCAAAAUCGGCCAAAGAAUUCCUCACCAGAGAGUCUAAACUGGAUGUCCUCUUCAACAACGCCGGCGUGAUGCAUCCGCCGCAAGGGUCAAAGACGAAGCAGGGAUAUGAGCUCCAGCUGGGCGUGAACAACCUUGGCCACUUGCUGUUCACAGAGCUCCUGACGCCGUUGUUGGCUCAAACAGUUAGAAGUUAUCUACCGUUUUCGAAAGACGCGGUACGAGUCGUCUGGGUGAGCUCGCUGUACUCGGAACUAGGAUCGCCCAACGGCGGCUUCGAUCCAGACAAUAUGAACUACGAGAAGAAAGACGAGGGCACUUUCUAUAAAUAUUCCGUUAGCAAGGCGGGCAUUUAUUAUCAAGGGUCAGAGUACGCAAAGCGACACAAAGAUAAAGGAAUCAUCAGCAUAUCUGUCAAUCCGGGAAAUCUCAGAUCUGAACUCCAGCGGCACCAUGAUCGUGGACUGCUGUCUAAAAUCAACGGAAAAAUUCUUCUUUUUCCUCCGAUCAACGGAGCAUAUUCGGAGCUCUUCUGCGGUCUCUCGCCAGAGGUCACGGCUCAGAGGUCGAGAAGCUAUGCUAUUCCAUGGGGCCGACUUGCCAAGAUCCGAGAAGAUAUCGACAACGGAUCGCGAAGCGUACAAGAAGGGGGGACUGGUAUGGCUGAGAAGUGGUAUGGCUGGUGUUUGGAGCGCGUCGAGCCGUUUAUGACUUGA